Molecule: messenger RNA, 1094 nt
Organism: Metopolophium dirhodum (rose-grain aphid)
Lineage: Eukaryota; Metazoa; Arthropoda; Insecta; Hemiptera; Aphididae
Product: putative phosphatidate phosphatase
Biological process (GO): signal transduction; phospholipid metabolic process; phospholipid dephosphorylation
Molecular function (GO): phosphatidate phosphatase activity
Source: RefSeq, a predicted model, not a curated record
AUAAUGUAGGUAGUCUGAAAUAUAUAAGGUGAUAAAAAAAUCUAUUAUUUUAGUGUUAUUUUAAUAUUUAUAAUAUCAAAAUCAACAUGUUCAUAAUGAUAAAAGGGAGGGAUAGAGACACAUUAAUUUAAUCUGAUUUAUCAGGGCCAUAUUAAUAUGGAUUAUUAUAUUUAAAUCUAAAAAAGGGUUCAUUCAGUCUUUUUUUUUUUCAGAUGACACCAUGCAAAUAAUGCAAUAGCAGUAAUUCCUAGACUAAUAAAUUACAAUAAUAAUUACUGUAAAAUAUAAUGGAUUUGUAUAAAGAUAUAGUUUUUGAAGUAUUAUUAGUUUCAAUAAUUGGGUUAUUGGUUAUGGUAACAUCAUCUCUUGAACCUAUUUCGAAGGGUUUUUUUUGCGAUGACGAGACAAUUAAAUAUCCAUUUAAGACAUCAACUGUUGGAAAAACAUUCUUAUGUCUGUUUUAUCUACUUCUACCAAAUGUUUCGAUAAGUUUGAAAUAUUACUGGACCAUGCAUAAAAACAUAGAAAGCCUAUAUGUAAAUAUAAUUUAUUUUUGGUUGGGUGCUGGAUUAGCCCAAAUUACAGUAAAUCUGGGAAAAUAUUACACUGGGCGUUUAAGACCUCACUUUUUUCAUGUGUGUAAACCAAGUAUUGAUUGUACAUCACAAGAUCAAUUCAUUUCAGAAUACACAUGCACAAAUCCAGAAGUAUCUUUAUCAAAUGAUUCAAGGGCAUCUUUUCCAUCAGGCCAUGCAUGUUUAGCGUUCUAUUCAACAGUAUACACAAUUUUGUACCUACACAAUUAUAAGAAGAGUGUAGCAUGGGUUAUUAUUCAAUUUGCAUUAUUUAUAUCUGCAUGGUAUACAGCUUUAACUAGAGUCACUGAUAACAUGCAUCAUUGUACUGAUGUAUUAGCUGGUUCAAUUAUUGGUACAUCCUUUGCUAUUUUAAUGAUGUAUGAAGUGAAGACACGGAUAUCUCUAGAAAACGUUAAUGCAGACUGACAUGAAAAUAGUUCAUUAUAAUUUUUUUUUUAUCAUAUGUUUACAGCACCAAUGUUAAAUAUUAUUAAUAUGUAAUCUGUCAUUGUCGAG